CAUUCGGAAAUAGUUAUCAAAAUGAAAUAUCCCACACUUAUUUUAUUUGCCCUGGCUGCAUACGCCUUACCCACGUUGGCAUCCAAUGACUACCUUUGGGGCGAAAUUGGUCCCAACGACUACAAAUUGGCCAAGGAUUCGGUUUCAAAGGCAUUUUUUGUUGGCCUUGUACAGACCAAAAAAUAUGUAUUUAAGCAGUCGGACAACCUAAACGCGUUAACCAUUACGGCCAUUAAAGUUACCGACAAAAAGAAAAGCCAUGGAGCAACUGCCGUACUCGUCAGUGGAGGUCCUGGAUCGAAAGGAGCCACACUUAAGUUCACGUCUGAAAGAGGAUACGGAAUAAGUGAUAUAGUGGAAAUAUGGGGCCGUUAAUGCCACUUUCUUCCUUAAUAAUGACAUCCUAUGCAACGAAACCCAAUUUGUUUUUCUUUUUCAAUAUACUGUCCGCAAAAUUAUGAUUUUCAAUUAUGUGAUUAUUA
This is a messenger RNA of Drosophila rhopaloa, 482 nucleotides long. Its product is annotated as probable salivary secreted peptide. NCBI's taxonomy places the organism in Eukaryota, Metazoa, Arthropoda, Insecta, Diptera, Drosophilidae. The coding region runs from base 22 to 375 and encodes 117 amino acids. The transcript is spliced from 2 exons. The record is from RefSeq and is a predicted model, not a curated record.